Molecule: messenger RNA, 1296 nt
Organism: Setaria italica (foxtail millet)
Lineage: Eukaryota; Viridiplantae; Streptophyta; Magnoliopsida; Poales; Poaceae
Product: aquaporin PIP2-5
Exons: 3
Coding region: 92-964 (290 amino acids)
Biological process (GO): transmembrane transport
Cellular component (GO): plasma membrane
Molecular function (GO): water channel activity
Source: RefSeq, a predicted model, not a curated record
CCUCGUCACAGAGCUAGCUAGCAAGUCAGCAGCAGCAAGCAAACACACAGCGUUCGUGAGCUCUUCCGAGCUUGCAUUGGUGUAAGCAAGGAUGGCGAAAGACAUCGAGGCCGCGGCGGCGCCGGAGGGCGGCGAGUACACGGCCAAGGACUACAGCGACCCCCCGCCGGCGCCGCUGAUCGACGCGGAGGAGCUGACCAAGUGGUCGCUGUACCGCGCGGUGAUCGCCGAGUUCGUGGCGACGCUGCUCUUCCUCUACAUCACUGUCGCCACGGUGAUCGGGUACAAGCACCAGACGGACGCGGCGGCGUCGGGCCCCGAUGCCGCGUGCGGCGGCGUGGGGAUCCUCGGCAUCGCCUGGGCGUUCGGCGGCAUGAUCUUCAUCCUCGUCUACUGCACCGCGGGGGUGUCGGGGGGCCACAUCAACCCGGCCGUCACGCUGGGCCUCUUCCUGGCGCGCAAGGUGUCGCUGGUGCGCGCGCUGCUCUACAUCGUGGCGCAGUGCCUCGGCGCCAUCUGCGGCGUGGGGCUCGUCAAGGGGUUCCAGAGCGCAUACUACGUGCGAUACGGCGGGGGAGCCAACGAGCUCAGCGACGGCUACUCCAAGGGCACCGGGCUCGCCGCCGAGAUCAUCGGCACCUUCGUGCUCGUCUACACCGUCUUCUCCGCCACCGACCCCAAGCGCAACGCCCGCGACUCCCACGUCCCAGUGCUUGCUCCUCUUCCCAUCGGGUUCGCCGUGUUCAUGGUCCACCUGGCCACGAUCCCCAUCACCGGCACCGGCAUCAACCCCGCCAGGAGCUUGGGCGCCGCCGUGAUCUACAACAACGACAAGGCCUGGGAUGACCACUGGAUCUUCUGGGUGGGCCCAUUCAUCGGCGCCGCCAUCGCCGCCGCCUACCACCAGUACGUGCUGAGGGCCAGCGCCUCCAAGCUCGGCUCGUCCGCCUCCUUCAGCCGCUAGAUCGACAGCCUCUCCCGCCGGACAACCGGAGGCGUGAACUGUAGAUAUAUCAGCGGCCGGCCUCCCCCACUGCAAAUCUCCUGAAUGCUACGUGUGCAUCGUUGGUAGCUUCCCUGCUAGUGGGAUCAUGCAUGCUUAAUUAUGAUCUGCGUGCCUCCUGUAUUUUCCGAGUCCACUGCGUCUGAUUACCUUUUUUUCUUCUUCCAAACUAGUGUGAUUGUGCUGUUUUACAUAUCAGUGUACGUAAGACAACUUGAAAAAUGAAAAAGAAAAAGGAAGAAGUGUGUGAUGUAAGUUUUAUGAAGUGCUUGAAUGCUUUUGGUUAUAUUUAA